This is a messenger RNA of Paramecium octaurelia, 2344 nucleotides long. Lineage: Eukaryota; Ciliophora; Oligohymenophorea; Peniculida; Parameciidae. The record is from the annotation of a GenBank genome assembly.
AUGUCUCUAGAUAACAGCUUUGAAAACAUGGAAGACUUUAUGCUUUCCUUCUUUAAUGAAGUGUAAAACGAAAAUUAAAAGGAAGGGCAAUAUGUUUUAGACUCGAUCGCUCAGGAAGAAGAUUUAAAGCCUUAACUCUAAAAUUCAAAAAGCAAUGGGAAAACUUAUCAAUAUUUGUUUGAAAUUGUUUAAAGAUUAAAUGAUAUUAAUUGGGUGGAACCAUACACAAAAAUCACUCCUGUUAAGCACUUUACUCCAAUCACCUUUUGGUUUAUCAUUUGUUCUCAAUACUUCUAAAAAGAUGUAGAUCCUAAAAGAAUUAAGUAAUCCAACUAAUUUAAAUACUAGCAUAGAAGAGGAAAUCUCAAUAGAUUAGAAGGAUAAGGAGUCUUGUCCAUACACAUAUUUCGAUGAUUGGUUCAUUUUGGAAAUGAGAAACAUAGUAAACUUUAAUCUAAGAUAGAUGGUUAAAAGAAUUAUCACCCAAAAAUGAUUUGGAAUCAUUAUAAACUAUAAUUGAGGAGCAAUUACAUGAAACCAGGAAAGAAUUACGAUAGCAGAUUGAUGCAAUUUAAAUAGAAAAGCCGAUUAUGGACAUAUAAAAUUAGCCUGAUUUUAUUUUGAAAGAUCUGGUUGGAUUGACUGACGUUGAAAAUCAAUAUCUAACAUUUCUUGAAAGCCAAUAAAAGUAUUAUACAUUAGUCUAUUAAUAGAAUAUAUGAUGAAUUGAUAAUAAAUUAAUCAAAACAGUCUAAUUUAGCGGGCACAGCUAGGAAACUACAAAAUGUCUAUAAUAAUUGUUAAAUUUGUAAUUAAGGAGCAAGAUCACUUGAAUCCUUAUUGACUUGUUAGAAGUGUCAAAUAAUAGUCCAUUAGAAGUGCUAUGGACUUGAGAAUGUCAUAAAUGCUUGGGUUUGUGAUUUGUGUUUGAAUUUUGGAAACAAAGGCAAAUUUCUGAAAUGUCCUCUGUGUCCAAAAUUAGGAGGUGCCAUGCGAUAGACCACAUUGCCAAUGAAGGAUUCCAUAUUUGAAUAAUCUAAUCCCAGCUAUCAUACUUAUGCUAUGAAUUAUAGAAUUGAUAGAUAAAGUAAGAGGAAAUAGAUAAAUAUGUAGAACCACCACCUGAUGGAGAGGAAACAUAUAAUUUUAUGGUCCUAUAGUAUUCUUUGGAUACUUUGAUGGGAGAACCACCAAAGUCUGAAAAAAUAUGGGCUCAUGUCUCAUGCAUGCUUUGGUUGGAUUUUGAUUUACUUAAGAUUGAUAAGAAGAAGUUUAACUAUUUGUGCAGCAUAUGUAAAACAAAAAAAAAUGGAGCCUGUCUUUUGUGUACCAAAUCAAAAUGUGGUAUUGCAUUUCAUCCUGAAUGUGCAAGGAGGGCCUAAUUUUAUAUGGAAUCUGAUGAAAUCUUUUGUUUCAAGCAUCAACCACUUAAAAUUAAAAGAGUUUUUGAAGAUCAACACAACCUAUGGAAGGAAGAAAUUUACUAUUUUUUUAAACAAUAUGAAAAAUUAGAAUAAUUCUUGAUUCAUAAACCAAAAAAUAAUGAUUUAGAAUUCUAAAAGUUUGAAAUCAAAGUUCAGCAAGAAGAAAUAGAAGCUGACAUUAAACUAGAAAAUGAAUAACUAUUUCAAUAAAUUACUGAUAUAAUGGAAAAAGAUGAAAAAUUCAUUAUUACAAUAGAAAACAACUAAGUUACUAAUAUUUAAUAUCCUUACAAAAGAUUAUCCAUUUAUGAUCUAGAAGAAAAAGAUAGAAUCUGGCAGUAAUUAGCUAAUGAGAAGUACACUCCAGAUUAAGUCUAUGUUCUCUAUCAAAGAGCAAUUAGGAUGAGAAAGAAGAAGAAAUUAUCAAAUACAAUUUCUCAAUUAUAAAUGACUACUCAAUAAGAACUACCAAAUAGAAAGAGGCAUUCCAUUUACUCAAGACCCAAGAUAUUUAAACGCCAUAAAAAGUAAUAAAAGUUCAAUGGCUCAAGUAAAGUUUCACUGAAGAUUAAAAUUCCUAAAGAAGCAAUUAGUUUGUAAUAUUGUAUUUGCAAAUAACACAAUGAAAAUGAGGAAAUGAUGCGUAUAUAUUAUUGAUCAUAUUAGAAUGUGAAAUAUGCUAUGAUUGGUAUCAUCUAAGUUGCUUGGGAUUUCAAGGUAGUAUUGAAGAGGCUCAAAGAUUGCUAUUCUAUUGUUUCAAAUGUGAAUCGAAACUUACUAAAGAAUAAAGUAAAUAUAUAAGGAGAUAUCCUUAAUAUUUUGUGGAUUCAACCUUUCGAGAUCUGAAAUUAAAGAUUGGCAUGUCACCACAUGAAUUAAGAAUGCAAGAGAAGAAGAACUACAAAUAAUUGUCUAAAUGA